This is a messenger RNA of Trichoderma virens Gv29-8, 1014 nucleotides long. RefSeq lists its product as uncharacterized. The record is from RefSeq and is a predicted model, not a curated record. Gene Ontology annotation, molecular function: C-4 methylsterol oxidase activity; iron ion binding. Gene Ontology annotation, biological process: ergosterol biosynthetic process. NCBI's taxonomy places the organism in Eukaryota, Fungi, Ascomycota, Sordariomycetes, Hypocreales, Hypocreaceae. The coding region runs from base 1 to 1014 and encodes 337 amino acids. The transcript has a single exon.
AUGGACGUCCUCCUCUCGGUACCGAUAUUCUCAUACCUCCUCGGCCCAACCCUCACCUCCUGGUCGACAUCUCUCAAUCUCCUCUUCUUCUACAUGACCUGGUCCACGCUCGUGCUCUCUCAGCCACCCAUCGUUGUUCACAUAACCGGCAUCCUUGCUAUUCGAAUAGUCUUCUUCCUAAUACCGUCUCUCCUCACACUCUUCUUCGACGUCUCCCUCCCCAGCCUUGCAGAAGGCAUUAAACAUGGCGGUCGAAGCGCUUUACCUCCCCGCGAUGCCAAAUCCUUGGCUAAGCUCAUGGGCCUAGUCCUCUUAAAUCUCGUCAUCCUCACCGCAGUCGAAGCCGGCAUAAGCUUCGCGUUCAUAUUCUUCCUCAAGCAACCCGUCUUCAAAACAACUACAACUCUCCCCCUCCCAUGGCAAAUCUUCAAGCACCUCCUCAUCCUUCUCUCCGCCCGCGAAACCCUCUUAUAUGCCAUCCACCGCUUCAUCCUCCACGGGAAAUCAUAUCGCUGGCUCUCCCAACGCCACAAAAACUACGCUCACGCAAAGGCCGGCGCGCCAUUCAGCAUGCGUCUCCUCGCCGACCAUCCCCUGCCACUCCUUUUCUACCGCUUUAUCCCACUAUUUCUCCCGGCCAUCAUCCUACGACCCCAUAUUCUUACGUACUUCUUCGUCUUCACGCUCUGCACCGGCGAGGAAACCCUCGCCAUGUCCGGAUACACGAUUGUCCCCGGCAUCAUCAUGGGCGGCAUCGUGCAACGCACGGCCAUUCACUACGCAGGGAAAGGGACGUCGAAUUAUGGUUCAUGGGGAAUUUUGGAUUGGAUCAAUGGGACAAGUCGAGGCAGGGAUGUACUUGAAGAUGUGAAGCAAGAGGCGGAGAAGCAUCACUUGCAGGAGCGGUCUGCGAAGAAAGUUGACGAGGGGGCGGGAGCAGUACAACAGGGGUUGGGGAGUUUGAGAGAGGGGAUGAGGACACGAAGAGGGGGGAGGAAGAAGGUAUCUCGUUAA